UUCCUUUAUUUGUAGUUUUCCAAACAAACCGAAUCACGAAGCAAAAUUAUUAUUAUUUUUUGAAACUUUUUGGUGAAUAAGGGAUAAACCCAAAAAAAAGAAAAAAAAAGAAGAAAAAUGAUGAGCCAUGAGAAUCAUGGCGACGAAGAUGCUUCUGGUUAUGCUGACCUGCGCGAAUCACGAGACGAAAUGGAAUCUCUCGCCCUCGACGAUUCAUCCAACGGCCCAGCAUCGUCGUCGUCGUUGACGGACCGCCAGAGUCGUCGGACAGCUUUCAACUCCAUCCUCGAACCCCCAUCCUACGCCGAAGCCAUUUUCACUUCCUUCGAUUCGUCCUCAUCCAACGGCUUCCACCGCAACCAGAACCUCCCCCCGAGACCCGACCCGUUUUCCCACUCCGACUUCUUGCGGAUAUGGGUUUCGGAUCCGCGGAAGGAGCAAGAGCUUGCCGCCAAUUCGCUUGUCCCUGGGGGAACCACUUACUACACGUACCUGAUCACGACGAGGACCAAUCUGCCCGAAUACGGCGGACCCGGAUCCGAAUUCAGCGUCCGGAGGAGGUUCAAGGACGUCGUGACGUUAUCGGACCGGUUGUCUGAAUCGUACAGGGGUUUCUUCGUGCCGAUUCGGCCCGAUAAGAGUUUGGUGGAUAGCCAAGUGAUGCAGAUGGGUCAGUUCGUGGAGCAGAGGAGGUCGGCAUUGGAAAAGUACUUGAACAGGCUGGCUUCGCACCCGGCCGUACAGAAGAGCGAGGAGCUGAGAGUGUUCCUGGUCGUGAAAGGGAAGCUGCCAUUGGCGAAGAGUAUCGACGUGGCGUCGAGGAUGCUGGACGGUGCCGUGAGGCUGCCGAAGCAGCUGCUGGGAGAUGCGGCGGCGGCGGCGGCGGCGACGGUGGAAGCGAGCCAAGCUACGCAGCCGGCGAGGGGGGGCAGGGACUUGCUGAGGAUGCUCAGGGAAUUGAAACAGUCGGUCGCUAACGACUGGGGGAGGGUCAAGCCUCUGGUUGUAGAGGAAGAUAAGGAGUUCUUGGAGAGGAAAGAAUGGCUUGUUGAGUUUGAGCACCACCUCAGCAAUAUUUCUAAAGAGGCCGAGACUCUGGUUAAAGCUCAGCAAGACACUGGAGAGACAAUGGGGGAGUUGGGUUUGGCGUUUGUAAAAUUGACCAAUUUUGAGACAGAGGAAGCUAUUUUGGAUUCUCAAAGAGUAAGAGCUACUGAUAUGAAAAAUUUGGCUACUGCUGCUGUUAAGGCAAGUAGAUUGUAUCGGGAAUUGAAUGCGCAGACAGUCAAGCAUUUGGAUAAGCUACAUGAAUAUUUAGGGGUAAUGUUAGCAGCCAAUGGUGCAUUUUCAGACAGAUCAAGUGCUUUACUAACAGUUCAGACUCUUUCGUCAGAUUUAGUUUCCUUGCAAUCUAGGAUUGAGAAGCUUGAAGCUGCCUCAUCGAAAAUAUUUGGUGGAGAUAGAUCAAGGAUGCGCAAAAUAGAGGACUUAAAAGAAACUGCUAGAGUUACUGAGGAUGCAAAAUCUUGUGCAGUCAGAGAAUAUGAACGGAUCAAGGACAAUAACAGGGAUGAGCUUGAAAGGUUUGACAAAGAGAGGCAUAUUGACUUCAUGGACAUGUUGAAAGGAUUUGUCCUUAAUCAGGCAGGUUACGCCGAGAAGAUGGCAAAUGCGUGGGAGAAUCUCGCAGAGGAAACUAUCAGAUAUGCUAGAGAUGGCAGCUGAAAAUUUUGGCUUUGAACUUUUGUUUUCAUAAUUUUCCAUUCAGCUUUCUUUGUAUCUAACUUACGAAACGCAGGAUAAAAAAUUCACAUCCCAUUGGUUGUACAUUCAACAAGUUUUAUCACACAAUCAAUUAGAUUAGGCUAUACUAAUACAAAUCUUAAUGCUCUUGUGUUACU
This is a messenger RNA of Ziziphus jujuba (common jujube), 1901 nucleotides long. RefSeq names its product sorting nexin 2A. NCBI's taxonomy places the organism in Eukaryota, Viridiplantae, Streptophyta, Magnoliopsida, Rosales, Rhamnaceae. Bases 118 to 1725 code for a protein of 535 amino acids. The transcript is spliced from 5 exons. Gene Ontology annotation, molecular function: phosphatidylinositol binding. The record is from RefSeq and is a predicted model, not a curated record.